UUCCCGCAGGAUCACUUUCUGAUCGUCUCUCCCACAUUCACUGCAAAUCUUGGAAUAUAUUAUUUCCCCAGCAACCAUGAUAAAGGACAAAGAAGCCUUUCAGAGACUCAAUUUCCUCUAUCAGGCAGCACAUUGUGUCCUUGCAAGCAACCCAGAGAACCAGGAAUUGGCUCGCUUCUAUUGCCACACCCAGAACAGCAUCAGCCGGAGGCUCGUCUUAAGACAAGACCCUUCUGUGAAAAGAACCAUCUGUAAAUCUUGCUUCUCCCUCCUUGUCCCUGGAGUCAGCGCAACUGUACGCCAAAGAAAGCGCCGAAAUCAGCGGUGGACUGCCGUGCAGUGUCUCAAGUGUGGUCUAACUAAGCGUUUCCUCAGCAAUCCUAACUACAAACUGUGGUCAGAACAGCCUGAGGCAUUACUAGAGAAUCAGGCAUCAGCCAAUGCAGGAGGAAAAGGCCAGAUAAGUGGCUCAGUCCAACAGCCCCACAAAGGUACUCAAGCAAAAAAGGCAACAGCUUCAAGUUCUGAACCUCACAGUCAUCUUACCUCCAAGGAGACCACAGCAGGCGUCAAAUCUAAAGGGAAGGACGAUCCUUGUGAAAAGUGAAAUGAAACUUCUCAUUCGGAUUGGCAGUUGCAGUAAUUAUGUUUGGUAGUUGAAUGGAGGUGUGAUGGAGACGCAAGCAUUGUAAAAAGUGAUUUGCCAUGGAGAUAAAUUCACAAUUUAUUUUUGCAAGCUAAAGCACAACAUAUUACUGCCUGGACAUGGAUGGUUCAAACAAGAGGAGCUCCUGAGUAAAGAAUCUCUUUUCUGGGGAAACCAGUUGGGGAGGGAAAGAAAGUACGUCUUUUGGGGCAAACCAACAGUUGUCAUUAGUACUGUUUUUCCCACCAUCUCCAUGGCUAGAAAUUCCUUUUGCCUCUACACCUCCUUUGUGUCUGUAAUCCUGCCUUUCAUCUUACUUACUGACUUA
Anolis sagrei ordinatus is the source of this 974-nucleotide messenger RNA. It is a transcript of the gene RPP21, whose product is annotated as ribonuclease P/MRP subunit p21. Gene Ontology annotation, biological process: tRNA processing. The record is from RefSeq and is a predicted model, not a curated record. Gene Ontology annotation, cellular component: nucleolar ribonuclease P complex. Lineage: Eukaryota; Metazoa; Chordata; Lepidosauria; Squamata; Anolidae.